UUCUUUUGUGAAUAGACAUUUGAUUGGCUCGUUUCAUUAUACGCCAUGAGGGCGCGACCGACUGCCUGCUGGCCCAUCACCGGGUGCUGCAAAUCAACCAUCCAGAGAGUGCGACCUUUCUCCUUCACGACAAACCGCCCCUCACGCCUUCGUGCUCGUCUCGAUAUUCCUCCUCCAUUCCCUGUGGCCCAAACAUGUCCCGAGCCCAGCUGCGCAUGUCCUCCUACACCGUCGAUGCCUGAAGGGCUCCCGAUCGACUAUGCGCAACCGCUGAAUGGAACAAUGGCUGCCUAUGCGCAGCAGCUCUUGAUUUGCACCGGGCAGCGAGAUUGGACAAGUCGCAUUGAGAACGACGGAGAGAAUGAAGGCUGGGGAGGGCUUGCUCGAGGCCUCAAGCGUUUAAUGGGUCGUGGAGGACGUUACGCUGAUCCCUUCAACAAUAUCCUCGUCACAAACUCUUCCUUUCCUCCUGCCGCAAAUACUUCGUCCUCUACCGCUUCUGCCUUUCUAUUUCCUAGCUUCAAAUAUCUUCCCUCCAUCCCCGUGGAUACAGAGUCACAGACCAACGAAACCGAUCUUUCGACCUUUGUACGGGGCUUCCUUCUACCCAAAAAGUUGAACUCGAUGCAACAAUCCCUUCCCGAAUCUAAACAAGCAGAAUUGACCCGCGUCCCGGAGCUUGCGUCUGAGUUUACAGGUGCCAUCGAUAUUCAACAUUCCCCGAUAGUUCUUAUCUGUGGUCACGGUGGUCGCGACAUGCGCUGCGGUGUCAUGGCACCUGCUUUGGAGACCGAAUUCUCCCGUGUCCUGCAAGCGCGAGGGUUUUCGUCAGCAGGCAGCGAUGUAAGCAAAUUCGAUAGCCCAGAGCAUGCCCAUAUCGGGCUGAUCAGCCAUAUCGGAGGACAUAAAUACGCAGGGAAUGUGAUCAUCUAUAUCCCACCGCGAAUGAUGAUGGGACCUUCCACCCCGAACCCGCUGGCGGGCAAAGGUAUUUGGUACGGACGGAUCGAGCCUAAGAAUGUGGAGGGGAUUGUGAAUGAGACUAUUCUAGGUGGAAAGGUCGUGGCAGACCAUUUCCGUGGUGGAAUUGAUCUAGAUGGUGGUAUUUUACGGCUAUAGUGGACGUAUAUAUUUGGCGAAUAUAAAUGUACUAUAGAUCAAAGAUCCC
This is a messenger RNA of Aspergillus wentii DTO 134E9, 1168 nucleotides long. RefSeq names its product sucrase/ferredoxin-like domain-containing protein. The record is from RefSeq and is a predicted model, not a curated record. Lineage: Eukaryota; Fungi; Ascomycota; Eurotiomycetes; Eurotiales; Aspergillaceae. Bases 46 to 1119 code for a protein of 357 amino acids. The transcript has 2 exons.